Penicillium verhagenii is the source of this 1779-nucleotide messenger RNA. Its product is annotated as Sec1 family protein. Gene Ontology annotation, cellular component: Golgi membrane. The record is from RefSeq and is a predicted model, not a curated record. Lineage: Eukaryota; Fungi; Ascomycota; Eurotiomycetes; Eurotiales; Aspergillaceae. The transcript is spliced from 3 exons. Gene Ontology annotation, biological process: intracellular protein transport; vesicle-mediated transport. Bases 1 to 1779 code for a protein of 592 amino acids.
AUGGAUGUUGUCGCAGCCGUCUCGGGCUACAUCUCCAAGAUGGUGACGGCUGGCGAGUCCACCUCAGGGUCUUCAUCCACCAAGAUGAAGAUCCUGCUUCUCGAUAGUGAGACAGUUCCCAUUGUCUCGACCGCCAUCACCCAAUCAGCCCUCCUUAAUCACGAAGUCUACCUCAUUGAUCGCCUGGAUAAUGCUGCGCGCGAGAAGAUGCGACAUCUGCGAUGUCUGGUCUUUGUGCGCCCCUCUCCAAGCUCCAUUCAGCUCCUUGUUGAUGAGCUCCGAGACCCCAAAUACGGUGAAUAUUACAUCCACCUAAGCAACAUCAUCCGAAAGUCAUCGCUGGAGCGCCUUGCCGAGGCCGAUAGUCACGAGGUGGUCCAGUCCGUGCAGGAGCAAUUUGCCGACUUUUUGGUGGUCAACCCGGACCUAUGCUCCAUGAACCUGGGGUUCCCCUUAAGCCGACUCUGGAGCCAUUCGCCGGACCUAUGGAACCCGGAUUCGCUGCAAAGAGGCACGGAGGGAGUGCUGGCACUUUUGCUGUCCUUGAAAAAGAACCCAUUGAUCCGUUAUGAGAAGAACAGUUUGAUGGCCCGCAAAUUAGCCACGGAAGUUCGGUACCACCUUACGCAGGAGGAGCAAUUGUUCGACUUCCGCCGGACGGAUACACCGCCAAUCCUGCUCAUCUUGGAUCGUCGUGAUGAUCCCAUCACCCCGCUCCUCACGCAAUGGACAUACCAAGCCAUGGUGCAUGAACAGCUGGGCAUCAGGAAUGGGCGUGUGGAUCUGCAGGAUGUGCCAGAUAUCCGACCGGAACUCAAGGAAAUCGUGCUAGCUCAGGAUCAGGACCCGUUCUUCAAGAAGAAUAUGUACCAGAAUUUUGGUGACCUCGGUCAGAACAUCAAGGAAUAUGUGGAGCAGUAUCAGACUAAAACACAGAACAACAUGAAUAUUGAAUCUAUCACCGACAUGAAGCGGUUCGUGGAGGACUAUCCGGAAUUCCGCAAGCUCUCGGGCAAUGUGAGCAAACAUGUCACCCUGGUCGGCGAGUUAAGUCGUCGCGUAGGUGAAGAGAGCUUGCUGGACGUGAGUGAGUUGGAACAAAGCUUAGCUUGCAGUGAUAAUCACUCCAAUGAUCUAAAGUCCUUGCAACGUAUUAUUUCGUUGCAGAAUGUGCCCGCCGAGAGUAAGCUCCGUCUGGUGGCUCUCUAUGCACUCCGCUACGAGAAACAACCGAAUAGUUCCCUACCUAUCCUUCUUGACCUGCUCGUAACGGCCGGCGACGUCCCCUCUAACAAAGUCAACAUUAUUCCCAAACUUCUUGCCUACCACCACUCUCUACAAGCGCCGCCAGUGGCAGGUGGAUUUUCAGAUCUUUUCGAAUCCACGUCAUUCUUCUCUGGAGCUCGUGAUCGGUUCAAGGGUCUAAAGGGUGUUGAAAAUGUCUACACUCAACACUCGCCUCGAUUGGAGGUGACUCUCCAGAAUUUGAUUAAGGGCCGCUUGAAGGAAAUGCAAUAUCCAUUCCUGGAGGGCAGCGGUCACACCCGUGACAAGCCUCAAGAUAUUAUCAUCUUUAUGAUUGGCGGCACCACGUACGAGGAGGCUAAAAUGGUUGCUCAGGUCAAUGCCAGUUCUCCUGGUAUUCGUGUUGUUCUAAGUGGCACCAUGGUUCACAAUAGUACAACUUUCUUAGAAGAGGUCGACGAUGCUGUCAGCAGCUGGCCAGAGCCUAGUCCCACGUCGGCUGCAGGACGGCUACGACGAGAGGUUGGGCGAUAA